Molecule: messenger RNA, 3380 nt
Organism: Arachis duranensis
Lineage: Eukaryota; Viridiplantae; Streptophyta; Magnoliopsida; Fabales; Fabaceae
Exons: 17
Coding region: 440-3010 (856 amino acids)
Biological process (GO): proteolysis; cell adhesion
Cellular component (GO): cytoplasm; membrane
Molecular function (GO): metalloendopeptidase activity
Source: RefSeq, a predicted model, not a curated record
CCAAUCCAUUGCGUUUUUUAUUUGCUUCCUCUUUCAUCUUUCUCUCUCUUCUUCUUCUCUUUCAGUGUGUCUCAGUGUCUUUCCCUUUUUCCCAUUUAACUCUCUCACACAGAAACAGAAACAGAAACAGAGAGGGAACAAGAACACGAAGAAGAAGCACGAAGAAGCUCAAAAUCUAGAAAGCUUCAUUCUACACACAAACUAUAUUCAACGAAUCGAAGCUGCUUCUUCAUUUCUUAUAUAUAAAUUAUUGUUUAUGAAGAUAGCAUUGUUUUGAAAAAUCGAAGGCGCUGUUCUGGCUUUGUUAACGAAACAAUGAUGUAUCGGAGCAAGCGAUUCGUGCGCGUUCCGUCGCGGAUCCGUGAUUCGCCGUCGUUUUGAUGGAAACGGCGUCGUUUUGUGUCGACUGCUUCUCCGCUCACACUUCCUGGAGUUCAAAAUGUUUCCGUGUAGCUCACGCGCUUUGUUUUCUAGGUCUCGCUGUGUGCUUCGAUUCGACGUCGUCGUUCUCGCUAUUGUAUUGAUAUUGUUUUGGUUGGAAGCUGGUACUGCAAAACCUGUAGAGCACCGACUUCAGUGGGGAAGCUCAGAAGAGAGGACUGGGAAUGUUGCCUCGCACUCUUGCAUACACGACCAGAUAAUUGAACAAAGAAAGCGACCUGGUCGCAAGGUGUAUUCGGUAACCCCACAGGUGUACGAGCCUGGUGUCUUGAAACCCCUUCAGCACAGAGGCAGGGCAUUGCUUGGUUUAUCAUCAUCAGUGGAAUCUCAAAAGGAUGCAAAACAACCUAUAAGGAUUUAUCUAAAUUAUGACGCUGUGGGCCACUCGUCUGACAGGGAUUGUCGGAAAGUUGGUGAUAUUGUUAAACUUGGGGAGCCUCCUUUGGCUUCGCUGCUAGGUUCGCCUUUGUGUAAUCCUCAUGCUGAUCCUCCAAUCCUUGGUGAUUGUUGGCAUAACUGCACUUCUGAAGAUAUCUCUGGAGAGGACAAAAAGCAUCGACUUCGUAAGGCAUUAGGGCAGACAGCUGACUGGUUUAGGAGAGCAUUGGCUGUUGAGCCAGUCAAGGGGAACUUGCGAUUAAGUGGAUAUUCUGCAUGCGGACAAGAUGGAGGUGUGCAGCUUCCACGUGAAUAUAUCGAGGAGGGUGUCUCCAAUGCCGACUUAGUUCUUUUGGUGACUACGAGACCCACAACUGGGAAUACACUUGCUUGGGCAGUUGCAUGUGAACGGGAUCAAUGGGGACGUGCUAUAGCUGGACAUGUUAACGUUGCUCCUCGUCAUUUGACAGCUGAGGCAGAGACUUUGCUUUCUGCUACUCUGAUACACGAGGUUAUGCAUGUUCUUGGUUUUGAUCCCCAUGCCUUUGCUCAUUUUAGAGAUGAAAGGAAAAGACGCCGUAGUCAGGUUACUGAACAAAUUAUGGAUGAAAAGAUUGGCCGGAUUGUAACACGUGUGGUUCUUCCACGUGUUGUCAUGCAUUCACGACAUCAUUAUGGGGCAUUCUCAGGAAAUUUUACUGGUUUAGAGCUGGAAGAUGGUGGAGGACGUGGCACAUCAGGGUCUCAUUGGGAGAAGAGGCUACUAAUGAAUGAGAUUAUGACUGGUUCUGUUGACACAAGAUCUGUAGUUUCUAAAAUGACAUUGGCUCUCUUGGAAGAUAGCGGAUGGUAUAAAGCUAAUUAUAGCAUGGCUGACCGGCUUGAUUGGGGUCGCAACCAAGGUAGCGAAUUUGUUACCUCCCCUUGCAAUCUUUGGAAGGGGGCCUAUCGUUGCAACACAACACAGUUCUCAGGUUGUACAUAUAACAGAGAGGCAGAAGGUUACUGCCCGAUUCUAACAUAUAGUGGAGAUCUCCCUCUGUGGGCUCAGUAUUUUCCACAAGCUAAUAAAGGCGGCCAAUCCUCAUUAGCCGAUUAUUGCACUUAUUUUGUUGCAUACUCUGAUGGAUCAUGUACAGACACUAACAGUGCUCGUGCACCUGAUAGAAUGCUUGGUGAAGUCCGAGGAAGUAACUCUAGGUGUAUGGCCUCAUCAUUAGUGCGCACAGGAUUUGUACGGGGUUCUACGACCCAGGGAAACGGUUGUUAUCAGCACAGGUGUAUUAAUAAUUCUUUGGAGGUUGCUGUUGAUGGUAUCUGGAAAGUGUGUCCUCGGGCUGGUGGACCCAUUCAGUUUCCUGGCUUUAAUGGUGAAUUAAUCUGCCCUGCAUACCAUGAGCUCUGUAACACAGCCCCAGUUGCUGUGUCUGGGCAAUGUCCCAAUGCGUGUAACUUCAAUGGAGAUUGUGUUGAUGGACGCUGCAAUUGCUUUCUUGGAUUUCAUGGUCAUGAUUGCAGUAAACAUUCCUGCCCGAGCAACUGCAAUGGCAAUGGCAUCUGUCUCUCAAACGGAAUUUGUGAAUGUAAAGCUGGCUACACUGGCAUUGACUGUUCCACCGCGGUUUGUGAUGAGCAAUGCAGCCUUCAUGGUGGGGUUUGUGAUAAUGGAGUUUGUGAGUUCCGAUGUUCAGACUAUGCGGGAUAUACUUGCCAGAACAGCUCAAUGCUCCUCUCCAGCCUUUCAGUUUGCAAGGAAGUGCUGGGAAAGGGUAUUUCUGGGCAGCAUUGUGCACCUAGUGAACCUAGUAUUCUGCAGCAGCUAGAAGAAGUGGUUGUCAUGCCCAACUACCACCGACUAUUUCCUGGUGGUGCAAGGAAAUUAUUUAAUAUAUUUGGGAGUUCCUACUGUGACGAGGCGGCUAAACGACUUGCAUGCUGGAUUUCCAUCCAAAAGUGCGACGGUGAUGGAGACAACAGGCUUCGAGUAUGUCAUUCUGCAUGCCAGUCAUACAAUCUAGCAUGUGGAGCAUCACUGGACUGCACUGACCAAACCCUAUUCAGCAGCAAAAAGGAGGGUGAGGGUCAGUGCACUGGCUCCGGUGAGUUGAAACUAUCAUGGUUUAAUCGCGUCCGGAGUAGUUUUACCUUAAGAGAUAGUUCCUCCAAAGGAAUAUCUGUAAGAGAUAGUUAGCUUCAUUUUUUUUUCUCUUCUUGGGUGGUUUUAGGUUGUAGUUUCUUUUGUCUUUUAAAUAGGGUCAUUGUAGAGAAAAAUGGUGGUAAGCAACACCUUAGGUUUAGGGAUUGACUUUACUCAUCCUAAAUUGUCUAGUAGGUUGAAUGGAUGGGGAGGUUACUGAUUUGGCUUUCAAAGAGAGCCUGUUGUAGAGAAAAUUGAGACCUAUGGAAAGGGUAUAAUAGUAAAUGAGAUGAAGAAAGGUGUACCAAAAAAAAAUGUGAUAAAAAAAAGGAAAAAAAAAAAGAAAAAGAAAAAAGAGGAAGGUUACAUGGUUUAACAGUGUUUUGGCCGAAGGCCCUUUAAAAUGGAAAGUUUUUGCUCUCUA